AUGCAUCCCCGGGCGAAUGACUCCUUUACCACUGCGCCUGUGGCAGCAUUAGAGGAAGAGCACAUUCCGGAGGAUAUAUCCACAUUGGAAAUCGUGAAAAAGUUUGUUGUGACGGGUGUCCCUCUUACUCUGGCCACACUCGCACAGUUUUCUAUCAUUACCGUCAUCCUUGCUGUAGUAGGGAGGAAAUUAGGGGUGAAUGAACUUGGAGGGGCCUCAUUGGCACUUGGCCUUAUUAAUGCGACAGCAUUUGCAUUUGCGGCUGGUUCCUGUGGGGCUCUUGAGACAGUACUGUCUCACACGUACGGUCUUUAUAAGUCCCGUGGAGGGUCAGGUACAAUGCAUAUGUAUGGCACCUAUGUUCAGCGUAUGAUUAUUAUUUUGGCUUUUAUUAGUAUUCCUAUUGGUGCAAUUUUAAUAUACAUUGAUAAGUUUCUGGAGUAUAUUGGGCAAAGUGAGCAGGUUGUGUAUUAUACUGGACGUUUCUGCCGCAUCGCAGUUUUUGGUAUCCCAAGUACACAGAUUUUUCAGGUCCUUGGCCGUUAUUACGCAUGCCAACAUGAGACGCGUCCCCUUUCAAUUGUGAUGCUUGUCGCAUCUUUAUUUAACCCAAUUUUUCAAAUAUUGCUAAUUCAUUGGCUUGGUUUUGAUGGCUCACCUGUGGCCUGGUUAUUGUUGUUUACUUUUGUUGACGCAUCGUUAAUUGCGCAUGCUUAUUGGACCGGACUAUACAAGAAAACCUGGGGCGGUUGGGACCGGAAAGCAAUCAAAAACAUUAAGGCUCUUCUGAAAUUAGCCAUUCCAUCAAUGGCAAUGAUGAUGAGUGAGUGGGUUAUACUGGAGGUGAUUUCCGUUUGUGCAGGGUUUGCAGAGCCCCAUGAAUUGGCGGCGUUUUCCAUCACAAUGCAGGUGUUUGGCGUCUGUUGGAGUAUUGCUUCUGGGGUAAUGAUUCUUGUCUGCGUACUCAUUGGCAACGCCAUUGGUGAGGGUAAACCAUUGCUCGGAAAGCGUAUUGCCAAUGUGGCCAUUGUGAUCGUGGCUGUUAUUGCGGUAAUUGAUGUUGCGCUCUGUUGGCUAUUGGAGGAUCGCAUUCCUUUUCUUUUCACAUCUGAGGAAAAGGUGGUUGUGGUGUAUCGCCGUCUGCUGCGUUACGUCCUGCCGUAUCAUCUCUUUGAUACCUUUCAAAGUACAGUCAUGGGGAUUCUGCGUGGGUGUGGACUACAAAAGAUUGGUGCCAUUAUUAUAGGUUCCGCGCUCUGUCUUGUGGGUGCGCCGGUUGCGUUUUACCUCUUUUUCUAUCUCAAGUUUGGCGUGGAGUCACUGUGGAUUGGCCCUUUCUUUGGCGUGGUGGUGUUGGGGUGCCCGUCCUACGUCUAUCUUCUAUACUGGCACAUUGAUUGGUCGAACUUGAAAGCACAUGAGGAGGAGCCGAACGUCGUGAUGGAAGAGGGGGCAGAUGUCGUGGAGACGACGGAAGUAGUGGUAGAGUCAAGGGAGGGCGCCGUGCAGUGCACUGUGCCGGGCACGGCCAAUGAGUAA
Trypanosoma rangeli is the source of this 1539-nucleotide messenger RNA. Its product is annotated as putative membrane transporter protein. The record is from RefSeq and is a predicted model, not a curated record. The coding region runs from base 1 to 1539 and encodes 512 amino acids. Gene Ontology annotation, biological process: transmembrane transport. Lineage: Eukaryota; Euglenozoa; Kinetoplastea; Trypanosomatida; Trypanosomatidae. Gene Ontology annotation, cellular component: membrane. Gene Ontology annotation, molecular function: antiporter activity; xenobiotic transmembrane transporter activity. The transcript has a single exon.